AUGGCUCCUGCACUUCCUCAAUUUGACUAUCUCUUCGCUAUCGGCACCAUUUUCGCGUUCCUCGAUGCAUGGAAUAUUGGUGCCAAUGAUGUCGCCAACUCUUUCGCGACAUCAGUCGCAUCACGAUCCCUGACAUUGAAGCAAGCCAUGGUCAUCGCCUCGUGCAUGGAAUUUGCUGGUGCUAUGGCUGUCGGCGCUCAGGUCACGGAAACUAUCCGUACCAAGGUCAUUUCUACGAAGCUUUUCGAAUCCGACCCGUCUGUACUCAUGCUCGGCAUGGUCUGCGCGAUUGUUGGAUCAUCGGUUUGGCUCACAAUUGCGACUCGCUUUACCAUGCCUGUGUCGACUACUCACUCCAUUAUGGGAGGUGUCAUCGGUGUGGGUAUUGCUGCGAUCGGGGCCGAGGGUGUCAACUGGUCAUGGAAUGGUGUAUCGCAAGUCUUCGCUGCAUGGGCAAUCGCGCCUGGGAUUUCUGGGAUCUUCGCUUCCAUCAUCUUCUUGGCCACCAAAUACGGAGUCAUGCGCAGGAAAAACCCGGUCAAGAUGGCAUUCAUUGCCGUUCCUUUUUACUUCUUCCUCACAUCGGCCCUCCUAACCAUGCUUAUCGUGUGGAAAGGUGGCUCCGCAAGAAUUGAUCUUGAGGACAGGGAGCUCCCGGGUCCCAUCCUUGGUGUGGGUGCUGGUGUUGCACUCAUCAUCACCGUAUUCUUCAUUCCUUACCUCUACCGAAAGAUUCUCAAGGAUGACUGGCAGCUCAAGGGGUGGCAAGUAAUCCAAGGUCCCCUCCUGCUUAGACGCCCUGAUCCACCAGCUCGCCCUGAGGGCGUUCAAGAGGGCGGCAUCCGAGACUAUUACGAGGGACACUUAACCAAAGAUGAGCUUGACGCCAGGAGAGCUGCCGUGGGACACUCCAAUGAUAUUGAGAGGCACCCAGUAGGAGGUGACACAGAGAAGGCUAGCUCUUCUUCGGACAUCGUACCUGGCCCACGAGCCGACGAGAGGCCGACCCUGAAGGACAAGCCGGUUGAUCCCAAGCUGGCAGUCCCAGCUGGGCCCUGGUAUUCACCAGCGGUUGCUUUCUUCUGGGUCAAGUACUGGUUCUGGCACGGUGUUGACCAGGAGGUCGUAGCGGCUCAGGGCAAGCAGGACUUUCUUUCGGGUGAUAUUGAAGCCAUCCACGCAACAGGAGAGCACUUCAACAACGAAGCGGAAUACACCUACUCAUUCCUCCAAGUUCUUACCGCCUCCACGGCCUCCUUCGCACACGGCGCCAACGAUGUCUCCAACGCCAUUGGUCCCUACACGACAAUCUACUUCAUCUGGCAAUCGGGUCAGAUCAGCUCCAAGGUGCCCGUCCCAACCUGGAUUCUCGCUUUCGGUGGUGCAGGUAUCGUCGUCGGUCUCUGGACGUACGGUUACAACAUCAUGCGCGCACUCGGUAAUAAGAUCACUCUGCAUUCGCCGUCGCGUGGCUUUUCAAUGGAACUCGGCGCCGCCGUUACAAUAAUCAUGGCCACCAAGCUCAAGUUGCCUGUCUCGACAACUCAAUGCAUCUGCGGUGCAACUGUCGGCGUUGGCUUUUGCAAUGGGACGUGGAGGAGCAUCAACUGGCGCAUGGUUGCUUGGAUCUAUAUGGGUUGGUUCAUCACGCUUCCCUGUGCUGGUUUGAUCUCUGGCCUGCUCAUGAGUAUCGUUCUGAAUGCCCCUCGCUGGGGGACCGGAAUCUAG
Diaporthe amygdali is the source of this 1728-nucleotide messenger RNA. RefSeq lists its product as uncharacterized. Lineage: Eukaryota; Fungi; Ascomycota; Sordariomycetes; Diaporthales; Diaporthaceae. The transcript is spliced from 3 exons. Bases 1 to 1728 code for a protein of 575 amino acids. Gene Ontology annotation, cellular component: membrane. Gene Ontology annotation, biological process: phosphate ion transmembrane transport. The record is from RefSeq and is a predicted model, not a curated record.